Alligator sinensis (Chinese alligator) is the source of this 994-nucleotide messenger RNA. Its product is annotated as T-box transcription factor TBX6-like. Gene Ontology annotation, cellular component: nucleus. The record is from RefSeq and is a predicted model, not a curated record. Gene Ontology annotation, molecular function: DNA-binding transcription factor activity, RNA polymerase II-specific; RNA polymerase II cis-regulatory region sequence-specific DNA binding. Bases 1 to 936 code for a protein of 311 amino acids. NCBI's taxonomy places the organism in Eukaryota, Metazoa, Chordata, Crocodylia, Alligatoridae. Gene Ontology annotation, biological process: regulation of transcription by RNA polymerase II; cell fate specification; positive regulation of DNA-templated transcription. The transcript has 7 exons.
AUGAUGCUUCAUGCCCCAGGACACCUGUGUGUAAGUAGCUCAAGGCACCAAUGCCAAUACAGACAUCAGCCUUGUUUCAGCUGCAACUUUGACAACCAGCAGAGGGCACCAGUACCGAUGCCAGAGUGUGACCCUCUCCCACCAUACAGCAGGUGCCAAGGCUCACCCGCUUGUUUCCAGAUGCUUCCACUUCAGAGCUUGCAACUUGCCCCCCUUUGCAAUAAGGGAUGCCUCCCCGCAGCUAUAAAUGGAUUCUAUGGAAAGGUCCAUCUCUCUUUGGAGAACAAGGCACUUUGGGAGGAGUUCUACUCUCUUGGCACUGAAAUGAUCAUCACCAAAUCUGGCAGACGUAUGUUCCCACCCUGCAAAAUGAUAGCGUCAGGCCUGGAUCCUCAUUCUCUCUACCUGAUGCUGAUGGAUAUAGUACCUUCAGACAAUGCACGGUAUAAGUGGCACUGUGGCCACUGGGAGGUGGUUGGAAAAGCUGAUCCCCACUUCCCCAGCCACUUCUACCUCCAUCCAGAUUCCCCUGCUCCUGGCAGUCACUGGAUGAAAGAACCUAUCUCGUUCCAGAGACUCAAGAUCACCAACAAUACCCUGGAGCAGUGUGAACAUAUUAUUUUGCACUCGAUGCACAAAUACCAGCCACGGUUCCAUGUGGUACUGACCAGCCGCCACACAUUCACCCUUCCCUGGAAUGCUGUGACUACGUUUGUGUUCCCAGAAACAACAUUUAUGGCUGUGACAGCUUAUCAAAAUUCCGAGAUUACCCAGAUGAAGAUUGAUAAUAAUCCAUUUGCAAAAGGCUUUAGAGAGAAUGGGCUCAGCUAUAAGAAAAAUCGAAGGAAAAAUGUCAGAGGCACUGAAACAGUAAAGCAAGCAAGUGUGGAGGAGACAUGCUGUGAGCUCCCCACUGGUGCUGAUCAAGUUGGGUGAGAGAAAAUACAGCUCUGAAACCAUCCAGAAAACUGAAAUUGUUUUUGCUUCUGCUCUG